UCUGUAAGUAGGACACUUACCACCUGCUGCUCCUCAUUACAACCUUUUGUUCAAAAUAUUUCACAAGCUGCAAUUCCAUCUGCAUGACUUUACAUGCUAUGCCUAUUCCUAUGUACUUGAAGCCAAUGGGUUAGAUAAUACAGGCAUUUCUCUUCCAACUUUUACUUAGGAAACUUCUCCCCAUGUGGUAGGCAUGAGACAAAUAGUGGAAAUGGAGUGAAACAAUGGCAUUAUUUCUUUUUCCUCAGAAUUCUUUUCUGGACAGACUGGGAUGCCAAUUUCCCUCGCAUUGAAUCUGCCUCCAUGAGUGGUGCUGGGAGGAAAACCAUCUAUAAAGACAUGAAAACUGGGGCAUGGCCUAAUGGACUGACUGUGGACCACUUUGAAAAAAAGGAUAGUUUGGACAGAUGCCAGGUCAGAUGCUAUUUAUUCAGCCUUCUAUGAUGGAACAAACAUGAUAGAAAUUAUCAGAGGACAUGAGUACCUGUCACAUCCCUUUGCUGUGUCUUUGUAUGGGAGUGAGGUGUACUGGACAGACUGGAGGACCAACACACUGGCCAAAGCCAACAAGUGGACAGGGCAGAAUGUCAGUGUGAUUCAGAAGACCAGUGCACAGCCCUUUGACCUUCAGAUAUACCAUCCCAGUCGACAGCCACAAGAUAUUCAGAGCAUCAGAGGGUUAGCAGUGGACUGGGUUUCACGUAAUUUAUACUGGAUUAGCUCAGAAUUUGAUGAAACACAAAUUAACGUGGCCAGGCUAGAUGGCUCUUUGAAAACCUCAAUUAUCCAUGGAAUCGAUAAGCCACAGUGCCUGGCAGCUCACCCAAUCAGGGGGUAA
Peromyscus eremicus (cactus mouse) is the source of this 838-nucleotide messenger RNA. RefSeq names its product low-density lipoprotein receptor-related protein 1B-like. The record is from RefSeq and is a predicted model, not a curated record. The coding region runs from base 455 to 838 and encodes 127 amino acids. Lineage: Eukaryota; Metazoa; Chordata; Mammalia; Rodentia; Cricetidae. The transcript has 3 exons.